Purpureocillium takamizusanense is the source of this 6554-nucleotide messenger RNA. Its product is annotated as ATP-binding cassette transporter snq2. The transcript is spliced from 4 exons. Gene Ontology annotation, cellular component: membrane. Gene Ontology annotation, biological process: transmembrane transport. Lineage: Eukaryota; Fungi; Ascomycota; Sordariomycetes; Hypocreales; Ophiocordycipitaceae. The coding region runs from base 1926 to 6353 and encodes 1475 amino acids. Gene Ontology annotation, molecular function: ATP binding; ATP hydrolysis activity; ABC-type transporter activity. The record is from RefSeq and is a predicted model, not a curated record.
CUUCACAGCAUUUUAAGCAUCCGCGCUCACCAUGCGGUCGUUUUGUCCAGUGAGCACAUGCUACGAUUCAGAUUUUGGAGCUCUGGCGGCGUCAACGAGGAGAUGAGCAGCUCCGUCUUACUCGCGGUUUCGCGCCUUGUGAAGACCCGCACGAGUCAGGCUUUGGCACGAGGAGCAAAGAAUUGAAACGCCGUCGGUUCGCUUGCCGCUUUGUGAGCAUCAGCCACGUCUGCUGCUGCUGCUUCGGGGUAAUGCAGGCGCCUGCCGACGUGCGGAGAAAAGCCAAAAGAGACUUCCUUUUCCUGGCACUAACUAACGUUGACGAGUUAGUGGCGGUCAAACAAACAAGGGUCCUCCCCUAGUUACCGCUUGUUGGAACGGAACGGGGAACAACGCCCCCCCCACUCAUCAUCAUCAUCCCCUCGUGGCAAUCGGCCAAGUUGCUCCGCUCUUUGUCUUGUCUCAUCUGGUGUCUGUCUGAGCGCGGGUAAUGUGAACAGGCCUCCGACGACGACGACAAAGAUGACGAUAUCGCGAACGGGCUGGCGGAUAGACGAGUCAGAAGUGCUCACGCAGGGACGAUUCUGGCGUGUCAUAGCGACGACAGUUCAGCGAUCAAAUUUUAUGCACAUGGCCUCGGGCUAGAAGUGGGAUGAUCUCGGGAAGACAGUGGGCCAGAGAUUUGAAGCCGCCAUCGGCCACCACGCCUGAUUUCAGGUCCGAGUUUGUCGCCGCUCGCUCCACUCCCGCCGCCGCCCACGGACUAACGUACGUACCAGGCUUGCGUGCAUCCUGGGGGUCCUCCGGGCCAGCAAGAGGCCCGGCGUCGGCUCGGCAUCCGAGGCGUACGACUGUCGCCCCUUCCUUUUUGUCGUCAAGUGAUCACCUGUAUGGAUUUCGCAGCCGGUCAACAUGUACGAACAACAGACCGGAAGUGUGGAGAACGCGAGUUGGCAGCAGCAGCGGCAGCGGCGCGCUUCUGUGCCGAAAUUUUGUUUCCCAACCCACGCUCAGGUUGGCCGCGGAUCCCCGUCGUCCUCGCCCCCGCACAGCAUGACCUGAACCUGGAUGGCACAGCGCCUUGCUUCGUAAUGCGCCCUCAACAAGCUACUAACUAGACUCUUGGCUCGCGCGCUUCAGCUUGUCUUGUUGUGGUUCGCCUCUCUCGCGUACUGUACCCAGUAGCUCAGCCUAGGUUGUAGGUGUGUCCAAGUGCUUGCCGCCUCGCCUUACCCCCCCUUGACCCUUGAGGCCCUUGUCCCGUCCGGCCGUCGCUCGCCCGGGCGGCCGAAAAGGCAUCCAUCGCCGGGGCCUUUGCUCGGAGCUCCAUAAUUCUCUGGGUCACCGGUCGGCGGCCGUUGUGCGUCAAACUUUCCCCAACUUGGUGUGCAGAUUGUCCUUCCCCCUUGUGAAUGAAUUGAUGGAUGGAUGGAUGGAACCCGGCCCGCAGACCACUCAGGUCUGUUGGCGUUCCCCGGGAGGCGAGUCGGCGACAGUCCCGUCAUUUUUUUUCUAUGUAAUUUGGCCCCCUUCCACUUACACCACACCUUCUUUUUACUGUUUCCUCUUUUCUUCCCCCCCUCUUCCCCUCCUUAGCCACGCCGACACAGAGAAGGCAAAGGAGCCUGCACUUGAGACUCCCAUCCAGUCAGAGCAGCUGCUGUGGCGCUGCUCGUCCUUCUCUGUAGUCAUAGUGUGACCAGCUUUUGCUACUGGGCAUCUGUGUCCAAAAAACCCUUAUUGUAGGACUGGGGCCGCAUCUCGUUGCCCGCUCUAUACCGGUCCGUGUUGGUGCGGUCUCGUCAAGUCCCCGAGAGAGUUCCGGCGAACUCCGAGCAACCACGACCACACCCAUUUCCAGGCAACCCUCAUAGCGCUUCAACGAUUGCUGAGAGCUCGUUGAUUCCAGCGCGUUGCUCAGAGAGAUGAUGAAGCCAAACGCCAACGACUUCGAGACGACUGUGGCCUGCGGUAGCCAGGAUCGGAGCCACAGCAGCAGCGCCUCUCGUCGUAACUCUAGAGACUCUGCUCUCACGGCACAGGACACUGGCACGAGCUCGAUUGGCAACGAAGCCGGUAAGCACGCUGGGAUUUCGGUAGAACAAGCGCAAGCCGAGUUUGAAGAGCUGCAACGGGAACUGUCGCGUGUUAGCCGCAAGACUAGCAAGAAGAACAAUGCCGACCCCGAGAAGUCCGUGCCUGUGGAAUCCGUGGGCUUUGACAAUGACUCGGUGUUCGACCUCGAGACUGCGCUGCGUGGUGAGCUCGUUGCCGGCCAGGAAGUCGGCAUCAAAGACAAGCACAUCGGUGCCUGCUGGGAUGGACUUACGGUGAAGGGAAUCGGUGGCGCGGCCAACUAUGUCAAGACAUUCCCCAACGCCUUUAUCGACUUCUUCGACAUCAUCACACCGCUGGCGGGGCUGCUGGGUUUGAGGAAGAAGCCGGUGGAAGCGACCCUGCUUGACAAUCUGCAGGGGGUUUGCAAGCCGGGAGAGAUGGUGCUCGUCCUGGGGAAGCCUGGUUCUGGGUGCACGACCUUUCUCAAAACCAUCGCAAAUCAGCGCUACGGAUACACGAAUGUCGCUGGCGAUGUCUUCUACGGACCGUGGGAGUCCAAGGACUUUAAGCGAUACAGAGGCGAGGCCGUGUACAACGCUGAAGAUGACAUCCACCACGCCACCCUCACUGUCGAACAGACGCUCGGAUUCGCGCUCGACACCAAAAUGCCCGCCAAGCGACCUGGAAACAUGUCCAAGGCCGAAUUCAAGGAGCAUGUCAUCGCCACACUGCUCAAGAUGUUCAACAUUGAACACACUCGCAAGACGGUAGUUGGCGACCACUUUGUCCGCGGCAUUUCUGGCGGCGAACGCAAGCGUGUAUCGAUUGCGGAGAUGAUGAUCACGAACGCCUGCAUUUUGUCUUGGGAUAAUAGCACUCGAGGACUCGACGCCAGCACCGCGCUCGAUUUCGUCAAGUCUCUCCGCAUCCAGACCAACCUCUACAAGACGACAACGUUUGUCUCGCUCUAUCAGGCAUCGGAGAACAUCUACAAGCUAUUUGACAAGGUGAUGGUCAUCGACGAGGGCAGACAGGUCUACUUUGGCCCGGCGUCCGAGGCACGUUCCUAUUUUGAGGGUCUGGGCUUCGCGCCCCGGCCGCGACAGACUACUUCUGACUAUGUCACGGGCUGCACCGACGAGUUUGAGCGCCAGUAUGCCACCGGGCGAUCUGAGGUGAACGCACCGCACAGUCCCGACACGCUUCUCGAGGCCUUCCGAAACUCUCCCUAUCAGGCAAAGAUCGAAAACGAAAUCGCGGAAUACAAGGCCGGCCUGGAGAACGAGAAGCAGAAACAUGAGGACUUCCAGAUUGCCGUCAAGGAGAGCAAACGUGGCUCGUCGAAACGCUCGGUCUAUCAGGUUGGCUUCCACCUCCAGGUGUGGGCGCUAAUGAAGCGUCAGUUCACGCUUAAGCUCCAGGACCGCUUCAACCUCACUUUGGCAUAUGUACGAAGCUUCGUCAUCGCAAUCGUUCUCGGAACGCUCUACCUCAACCUCGGCAAGACCUCCGCCAGCGCGUUCAGCAAGGGAGGCCUGCUCUUCAUCGCCCUCCUCUUCAACGCGUUCCAGGCAUUCUCAGAACUCGCCGGCACCAUGCUCGGGAGGGCGAUUGUCAACAAGCACAAGGCAUACGCCUUUCACCGCCCAUCGGCGCUCUGGAUCGGACAGAUCUUGGUCGACCAGGCGUUUGCCGCUGUCGAGAUAAUGAUGUUCUCCAUCAUUGUCUACUUCAUGACGGGCCUCGUGCGGGAUGCCGGCGCCUUCUUCACCUUUUACCUGCUGAUCUUGUCGGGGAACAUUGCCAUGACUCUCUUCUUCCGAAUCAUCGGCUGCUUGAGCCCGGAUUUCGAUUACGCCAUCAAGUUCGCCGUCGUCGUCAUCACGCUGUUUGUCACGACGUCUGGGUACAUCAUCCAGUACCAGUCCGAAAAGGUGUGGCUGCGCUGGAUCUACUGGGUCAAUGUCUUGGGCCUCAUUUUCAGCUCCUUGAUGCAGAAUGAGUUCCAACGCAUCGACAUGACCUGCACCGCCGAUUCGCUCAUCCCCGCUGGGCCAGAGUAUACGGACAUCAACCACCAGGUUUGCACUCUGGCAGGGUCCAAGUCCGGGACCACGUUCGUUCGCGGCCCGGAUUACAUUGCGCAGGGCUUCUCUUACUAUCCCGGAGACCUCUGGAGGAACUGGGGUAUUGUUGUGGGCAUCAUCGUUCUUUUCCUGAUUCUGAACGUGGUCUUGGGUGAGAUGGUCAAAUUCGGCAUGGGGGGCAACUCCUUCAAGGUUUACCAGCGACCGAACAAGGAGCGCAAACAGCUCAAUGAGCGCUUGAUGGAGAAGAAGGAGGCGAGGCGCAAGGACAGGUCCAACGAAGCGGGAUCGGACCUCAGGAUCAAGUCAGAGAGCAUCCUGACUUGGGAAGACCUCAACUACGACGUCCCCGUCCCCGAAGGCACGAGGCGACUCCUCAACAACGUCUUCGGAUACGUGCGCCCAGGCGAGCUGACCGCGUUGAUGGGUGCAUCGGGUGCUGGCAAGACUACUCUUUUGGAUGUUCUAGCCUCUAGGAAGAACAUUGGUGUCAUCCAAGGUGACGUCCUGGUAGAUGGCGUCAAGCCGGGGAAGCAGUUCCAGCGAUCGACGUCAUACGCCGAGCAGCUCGACUUGCAUGAGCCCACGCAGACGGUCCGCGAAGCGUUGCGAUUUUCUGCCGACCUGCGACAGCCCUUUGAGACUCCCGUCGAUGACAAGCACGCCUACGUGGAGGAGAUCAUCGCGCUUCUGGAAAUGGAACAUAUUGCAGACUGCAUCAUUGGGACCGCGGAGGCGGGCUUGACCGUGGAGCAGCGCAAGAGGGUCACGAUUGGCGUCGAGCUGGCUGCCAAGCCGGAGUUGCUUCUCUUCCUGGACGAGCCGACGUCGGGCCUCGACGGCCAGAGCGCCUACAAUAUCGUCCGGUUCCUCAAGAAGCUGGCUGCCGCCGGCCAGGCCAUCCUUUGCACCAUCCACCAGCCCAACGCCGCGCUCUUCGACAUGUUUGAUCGACUCUUGCUCCUCCAGCGCGGGGGACGCACCGUCUACUUUGGCGAUAUCGGCGAUGACGCGAGCAUCCUGCGGGCGUACUUCAAGCGCCACGGCGCCGAGGCGGCUCCCACAGACAACGUCGCCGAGUUUAUGCUUGAGGCUAUCGGCGCUGGCAGCACGCCGCGGGUGGGCAAUCGCGACUGGGCAGACAUUUGGGACGAAAGCCCCGAGCUGGCUCAGGCGAAAGACCAGAUUGUGCAUCUCAAGCGCGAGAGGGCGGCGGCGGUGGCGCGCGACGCCCGUCCCGAACUCGAGAGAGAAUAUGCCUCGCCGAUGCGCCAUCAACUCAACAUUGUGUGCCGUCGCAUGUUCCGCGCUUUCUGGCGGUCGCCCAACUACCUCUUCACCCGCCUGUUCAACCACUUCGCGGUUGCCUUUGUCAGCGGCCUGACAUAUCUCAACCUCGACGACUCACGCUCUUCUCUCCAGUACACUGUCUUCGUCAUGUUCCAAGUCACCGUGCUGCCGGCCCUCAUCAUAUCUCAAGUCGAGGUCAUGUUCCACAUCAAGAGGGCGCUCUUCUUCCGAGAAGCCUCGUCGAAGAUGUACUCACCGGUCACCUUCGCCACGGCCAUUGUCACCGCAGAGCUCCCGUACUCUGUCCUCUGUGCAGUCGUGUUCUACGUCUGCCUCUACUUUAUGCCCGGCCUCCAAGCGACGGCUUCCCGCGCGGGAUACCAGUUCUUCAUGAUCCUCAUCACGGAAGUGUUUGCCGUGACCAUGGCUCAGGGCCUGGCUUCGAUGACGCCCUCGCCACGCAUCUCGGCCCAGUUCGACCCCUUCAUCAUCAUCAUCUUCGCCCUCUUCUGCGGCGUGACCAUUCCGGCGCCCCAGAUGCCCGGCUUCUGGCGCGCUUGGCUCUACCAGCUGGACCCCUUCACGCGCUUGAUCGGCGGCAUGGUGACCACGGCUCUGCACGGGCUUAGCGUCGUCUGCAAGCCCCAUGAGCUCAACCGGUUCACGGCCCCGGAGAACUCCACCUGCGGCGAGUACAUGCGGCCGUUCUUUGCCAGUGGCGGGAGCGGAUACCUUGUGAGCAACGGCACUCGCGACUGCGAGUACUGCGCCUACAAGGUCGGGGACGAGUUUUACAAGCCCCUCAACAUGUCCUUUGCGAACCGCUGGAGGGACUUGGGCAUUUACAUUGCAUUUAUUGGAAGCAACCUAAUCAUCUUAUUUACGGCGACUCGUUUCUUGAACUUCAACAAGCGGUAAAGUUUGGGUCAAAAAAGCUCAUUGGGUGGUGGCAGUCGUGUUUUGUCCAGCGAGGAUAGCUACCAUGGCUGCACACAUGCAGAAAGACUGCGAUAUCUGGAUACAGUAUACACGCAUAGGCGAGGCGUUUAAAAAGCUGGUGUAAGAAUUGAUAAUGGUAAAUAUAAUUAGACUUAGACCUAAAGUGCAUUAGCAAAUGUC